This is a messenger RNA of Cydia pomonella (codling moth), 4687 nucleotides long. Its product is annotated as zinc finger protein 28-like. The transcript has 4 exons. Gene Ontology annotation, biological process: regulation of transcription by RNA polymerase II. Gene Ontology annotation, cellular component: nucleus. NCBI's taxonomy places the organism in Eukaryota, Metazoa, Arthropoda, Insecta, Lepidoptera, Tortricidae. Bases 860 to 2302 code for a protein of 480 amino acids. The record is from RefSeq and is a predicted model, not a curated record. Gene Ontology annotation, molecular function: RNA polymerase II cis-regulatory region sequence-specific DNA binding; DNA-binding transcription activator activity, RNA polymerase II-specific.
UUUUAAACUGUCCUGUCACAUUUGACAAUGACAUGUUGACACGUCAAAUUCCUUAAAUCGUUUUCUCAUCGUAUUGCGUUAUAUUUAUUGUUUCCUAAACAAUUAUUUGUUUAAACGUAAUUAAAUUAAAAAUCUUAGAGGUUCAUCACUGAUAAAUCAUUCUGAUAAAACAUCUUAUAACAUUGAAUUAACUGCAUACCUAUGCUACAUCAGGCAAUGGAAGACGAUUUUAGCAAGUAGUUCCUUCGAAAGGCUUUUAAUAUUUUUAUUGAAAACGUCCACGUAUUACAAGUAUUACAAGAAAUUAACAAAACUUGGUACUACAUGUUACGCUCAUAACAUUACCUACUAUGCGGUAUUACUUGUGCCACUUGUGCUUAUCAAAUGACCUUGAAUUUAUAUUGUAGAUAUCCAGUUGUAUGCGUAUUUAUAUUAAUUUCCCCAAAUACAUUCUGAGUUAUAUAAUAUACGCUAUUUAAAUAAUUAACGGACGGUUUACUUAUUGUGUUUUUAUAAUAUCAGUGGAAAAUAAAUACUUAAAAAUGGGAACAACAUGUAAAAGACGAGGAUUCGCAAUAGGCCCGGUUUUAAAUAUGCUUAAUGUGUCCAAAACGCGAAAGUUUAAAAUGGUAUAUAAUAUCAAAAUGGUUUUAAAUAAAAUACUUAAGAUUGCAUGUGAUAGUUAUUGAUAGGUAUGUUUGAAUCCUGUAUCAAGUAUUUAACCUCAUAAGGCCCUAGGUACAUUACAAUAUAUGAAGAAGAGGGGCUUCAAUAGUUUUAGAGAAAGUGGAGAAAAUAACACAAGCAGUUGAAUAUUCAGCAGCAGAUUAGAGAACUGACAUUAAAAUCUUCAAUCCCGAUGAUGGUGAAGCAGGAACCGAAGCAGGAACCUUCUCAAGACUCAGAAAAGAUUGUCGCCUUGAAACAAGAACUGUAUGAAGAUGAGAUUGUAUUCUACAGAGAACCAAUACAGCUAGGUGUACCCAUCGAGCUGAAGGACUGCCGCGUGAGGCUUGAGCGGAUUGUUGUGAGCGCAGUCACCGCCAACAACAGUACCGAGGACCGCCAAAACUCAACACUUGUUGAUGAUGAUGAAGACUCUGUUUCAUCGAAUGAAGCAAGCGACAGCGAGUCUGAACUGUCGGUCGACACCAGCUCGAGCGAGCGUCAUGGAAGUACUUCCACCACACUUACAAACACUGACAACAAAGGGAAAUUCUCUUGCGUAAUUUGCAAAAAAACGUAUACUAGAAAACAUAAUUUAAAAAAUCAUGAAUUCAUUCACACAGGGGAAAAACCUUACUCGUGCGUCAUUUGUAAGAAAGCGUUUUACAUUUUCAGAAGUUUAAGGGAACACGAAUACACCCAUACUGGAGAGAAGCCUCACUCUUGUCGAAUAUGUCGCAAGAAGUUUAGAUCCUCAAGUUCCUUGAAGUCACAUGAAAAUGUUCAUACUAGUGUAAGGGCUUACAACUGUGAAUUUUGCCAGAAAAAGUUUAAAACCAUAUCCAUUUUGAAGAUACAUACACGUAUACACUUGGGUAUUAAACCUUACUCGUGCAAAUUGUGCGAAAAAAACUUUACGCAAAUACACCAUUUAAAAACACAUGAACGUACACAUUCAGGGAUCAAACCUUUCUCGUGUGUCGUGUGCAAACGAGAGUUCGCGCAGAAAGAAUAUUUGAAGAACCAUGAACUAAUUCACACGGGAGAGAAGCCUCACACUUGCGGAGUAUGUCAGAAAUCAUUCCCAACCGCACGAUCCUUAAACCGACAUAAACCUGUACACUUAGCCAAUAAAAAUAAACCUUACUCGUGCCCUAUAUGUAAGAAAGAGUUUACACAAUCUAGCAAUCUAAAGACUCACCAACGAGUGCACACUGGAGAGAACCCUUAUUCUUGUAAAAUAUGUAAAAAGGAGUUUAGGACAUCGACUUCCUUAAACGUACAUAGGCGAACCCAUACAGGAGUGAAGCCUUACUCGUGCGAUUUGUGUCAUUAUAAGAGUACACAAUUAAACCAUUUGAAAGCUCAUAAGCGUGUACACUUAGGGAUUAAACCUUACUCGUGUGUAGUGUGUGACAGAAAGUUCUCGCACUCGAGCCAUUUAAAGAAACAUGAAUAUCUUCACACGGGAGAGAGGCCUUUUCGCUGUGAAAUAUGUCCGAAGAAAUUUACAUGCUCUAAUUAUUUGAAACGACAUAUUGAAGCGUAUACGAGUAAGCCUAACACCUGCGGAAUCUGUCACAUGAAAUUUAAAACCGCAAAGAGUUUUAGAAGUCAUAAUAAAAGUGUACACUAAGGAAUGAAGUGAAUGUCUACGUUUCAGUUGUUCUCUUCCAAAGUCGCAUUUUCCAACUGAUUCUCGCCGUGAACCCGCAUGUUGUGAACAAAAAAGAUAAUAGUAACAAAAAAAACUUAUGCAACUUUGAUUUUUACAAUGGGAAGAAUUAAGAUAAUUAUUGCCUCUAUUAAGAUAAUUAAACUGCAUAUUAUUCUUAAAUAAACAACACACAGAUCAACCAAGCCCCAAACCAAAAAUUACUAGGUACUAGGGUGACCUAGGUACUAGGUAGGGUGGGGGGGAGGCUGGUUCGCGAAUUGUUAUUAUUAAAAACAUUACACACCCAGGGGCAUUAAUUUGUCUGUUUAUCUAUAUAUUUAAGUAUGUUCAUUGUCACCCUAGUACCUAGUAUUUUUUGGUUUGGGGCUUGGUUGAUCUGUGUGUUGUUUAUUUUCAAAACAUUGUACUCAUAUUAAGUAAGAAUAAUAUGCAGUUUAAUUAUCUUAAUAGAGGCAAUAAUUAUCUGGGUGUGUAAUGUUUUUAAUAAUAACAAUUCGCGAAAUUUCAUUUUGCAUAACUUGAAUUGCAUAAUUUUGAAAUGUAGAAAUUAUGAUUUGGUAUAAAAACAAAUACAAUAAAAACGAAUUACAUAAUUUCGAAAGUAAUUAUAGUUUAGUAGCAUAGUAAUGUAUUUGCAUAACAGGCAACCAGUAUAAUGUUCACUUUGUAUACUAUUUUAUACUCGGAACGUUUUUUAUUCAUGAAAACCAACAGCAUAAUAUUGAAGGUGUGGUUUCACAAUCAAACCACGGCAAAUCGUUCAUAAACUUUAUGUGAUUGAUUUUGCUGAAAGUUUAACAACACUGAAAUACUAAUUAAUAAAAAAACUUAAACAUUAUAUUUGCAAGGAACAUAAUCGAUUUUUCUAAGCGUCAAACUUACCUACAUCCGCUCCUAUAAACAAAUAAUAUAGGAGGGUAUACAAAUGAAAUACAGGAGCUUUCUCAAUAAGAUAUUAAGUUUGAUUUUCACGCCUAUUCUACUGACAAAGUUGUUUGACAAACUAUACUAUAGUCAAAUCCGAUUUGAGCAUACAAUUUCAUCAGAUUGGCGAAAAAUAGUUACCGUCUGGACUGGCCUUAAUGUAAAAGCUAUCCCCGCUUCCCGAUAUUGGGCCUGAAAUCAGGGCUACAACCACCGCGAAAGUCGAAGUUCGUCAAUUGCGGGCAUUUUUCUCUGUAGCUCUAAUUACGUCUUAGUGAGAGUAAAAGAGAAAGAUCCCCGCAAUGUGCGAAAUUCAGUUUUCGCGGUAGGCCCCCAGUCCAGAUUUCGAUGUCAGAUAAUCGAUUUCGUUUCACGGAAUAUCAGCACAUCGUUAACAAUAUUUGAAAUGUAAUAAAUACUUUGUCUCCAAUUGCCAAACAUUUUCAAUGUAUGAUAUUUUUGCAUAUGAACCAUUUUUAGGGUUCCGUAUAGCUAAAUGGAAAACGGAACCCUUAUGGUUCCACAUGUCUCUCUGUCUGUCUGUCCGUCCGUAUGUCACAGCCACUUUUUUUCCGAAACUACAAGAACCAUACUGUUGAAACUUGGUAAGUAGAUGUAUUCUGUGAACCGCAUUAAGAUUUUCACACAAAAAUAGAAAAACAAAAACAAUAAAUUUUGGGGGCUCCCCAUACUUAAAACUGAAACUCAAAUUUUUUUCUCAUCAAACCCAUACGUAGUGGGCGAUAGGUUUUCAAAAAUGAUAUUUAGGUUUCCAAUAUCAUUUUUUUCUAAACUGAAUAGUUUGCGCGAGAGACACUUCCAAAGUGGUAAAAUGUGUGCGUGUGUGUGUGUGUGUGUGUGUGCCCCUGUAACUUUUAAAAUAAGAGAAUGAUAAAAUACAAAAUAUAUGAUGAACUACCAUGCAAACUUCCACCGAAAAUUGGUUCGCACGAGAUCUAGUAAGUAGUUCUUUUUUAAUCGUCAUAUAUGGUACGGAACCCUUCAUGGGCGAUUCCGACUCGCACUUGGCCGCUUCUUUACAAUUCAAAUAUUCUAAACGAUGUGCUGAUAUUUGGUGAAACGGAGAUAUAUUAUUUUCACCACACCAACUGGUAAAGUUUGUUCAAAAACUAAUGAGAAAGUUGCAUUUUAUCCACAUGUGGGGCAAAGUAAUCAGAUGCAAAUUUUGAGUUGUUUCUUUAUGUUAUCUGGCAGAAUUGACUUUUAAAUGAUGAUUUUGAAUAUUAUUUUUUUAUUACGUUCAUUUGGAUUUAAUUUGGUUUGAUUUUUUUGUAUUUCAUAGUAUUAUCCUCGCGUUGGUGUGGUGAACAUUUUUGUGUUUCACUCGGAGGCAAAGUUUGUUUAACCCACGUGAACUUAAAACCCUCGCAACGCUCAAGAUUCCACUACUCGAAUCAC